Messenger RNA from Boleophthalmus pectinirostris (great blue-spotted mudskipper), 7032 nucleotides. It is a transcript of the gene kif26ba, whose product is annotated as kinesin family member 26Ba. The record is from RefSeq and is a predicted model, not a curated record. Lineage: Eukaryota; Metazoa; Chordata; Actinopteri; Gobiiformes; Gobiidae. Gene Ontology annotation, molecular function: microtubule motor activity; ATP binding; microtubule binding. Gene Ontology annotation, biological process: microtubule-based movement.
AUGACUUCACUAUCGGGAACGAAGGAGAGGUCUGGAAACAGCAGGAGCAGAAAAUAUGCGGUACCCGACACAUCCCCUACCAAAUCCUCCUCUUAUUUACCAGAAACUUGGUACCGUAAAGUCUAUGAUGACGGUACUCGCUCUAGCACGCGCCCUGCCCCAGAGGGUGCUGGUUCAAUGCCAAGCUCCACAGGCACCCCGUCCCCUGGCUCUGGGAUCUCCUCUCCCGGAUCAUUCUCUGGAUCACCAGGGACCAUCUCUCCAGGAAUCGGAACAGGAUCUCCAGGUUCCCUCGGAGGAUCCCCUGGAUUUGGAACUGGAUCUCCGGCUUCAGGUAGUGGGAGCUCCCCUGGCAGUGAGAGAGUCAUUUGGUGUGAAAACUGCAACGUCAGGCUGACGGAACUCAAGAGACAAGCACUGAAAUUGCUCAUCCCUGGGCCAUACUCCAGCAAGGAUCCCUCAUUCUCGCUGCUGCUCCAUGACAAACUGCAGGUGCCCAACAGUUCUCGGCGGGCGUGGAACGAGCGAGAUAGCCGUUGUGAUGUGUGUGCGACUCACCUGACCCAGCUUAAACAGGAAGCAGUGCGUCUUGUCCUUUCCCUCGACCAGUGGGAUCUGUCACCCACCUCGUCACCUCCGGCUCUCACUGGACGAUCUUCAGGAGGACCGGCUUUUUUCCCAUCUUCUGUUUCAUCUGUUGCUGGAUCUUCGUAUGCUUCUUCUCAGUCCCCCUCCCCAAGUCCUAAUCAUACACCAACACCAAGCCCCAUUCAUGGGCGUUCCUGCAGUCCUCCUGUGGGACUGAACUCUCCAGGUCCAGGGACCAGGCUUGGGUCAAAGCCAAGUUCACUCGGCCUCAGUGGAGGAGAGAGAAGGAGUGCUUCACCCAGUUUAGGGAAGGCAGCCAGCCUCCAGCAGCAGCAGACUGGAGUAAAUAGCUCUGGAUCCAACAGUGGUAAUAGCAGUAAUAAUGGAAGUAAUGCAGUUCCACAGGCCCACCAGCUUCUGAACCGAAGUAAUGGAGGAGUCACACUCUACCCAUAUCAGGUGCUUUCCGAGGCCUCCAGAGAAGACGGGUGUGAAAGCCGCUCCAACACCAGCUCUCCUUCUCACACCAGCUCCUCUCCGCACACAAACUCCCCCUCCCACACCUCCACCUCCUCCACCACCUCUGCAGCUGCCUCUUUUUUUGCCAGAGCGGCCCAAAAGUUGAACCUCACAUCCAAGAAAAAGAAGCAGAAGAGCACGGCUGCAUCAGCCCCUGUGACAUCAAUAGCAUCAUGUGACCCACACAUUUUCCCGACUAAUUUUAGCUCAGCCUUACUCAUGGCACCUCCGCCUGCCCCACCCUGCCUGCUCCGUGCCGCCAACAAGAUCAAAGACACCCCUGGGCUUGGCAAGGUCAAGGUGAUGGUGCGCGUGUGUCCCGUGUCCCAGUCAGACGAAUCCAGCUCCUUCCUCAAAGUCAACCCUAGUAAGAAGCAAAUCACCAUCAUGGACCCAGCGGCCAAUCAAACUGCGAGUACGGCUUCACAGAAAAAACCCUCAGCCAAUCAAGUUCCUCCAAAGAUGUUCACAUUUGAUGCAGCUUUUCCUCCUGAUGCCUCACAGGCGGAGGUGUGUGCGGGAACGGUUGCCGAGGUGAUUCAGUCCGUUGUGAAUGGAGCAGAUGGCUGUGUCUUCUGCUUUGGACACUCCAAGCUGGGGAAAUCCCAUACAAUGAUUGGCCAUGAUGACUCCCUCCAGACUCUGGGUAUCAUCCCCUGUGCAAUCUCCUGGCUUUUUAAACUCAUCAAUGAAAGAAAGGAGAAGACCGGAGCUCGCUUCUCUGUGCGCGUCUCUGCAGUGGAGGUUUGGGGGAAGGAGGAGAACCUGAAGGAUCUUCUUUCUGAAGUGGCCACAGGCAGUUUACAGGACGGACAGUCGCCUGGUGUCUACCUCUGUGAGGACCCCAUCUGUGGCAUGCAGCUCCAGAACCAGUCUGAACUGAGAGCGCCCACCCCAGAGAAGGCUGCCUGGUUCCUGGACGCGGCGUUAGCAGCACGGCAUAGCAGUCAGCGCCCUUACACCAGCGAGGAGGAGCAACGCAACUCACACAUGCUGUUCACACUGCACAUUUACCAGUAUCGCAUGGAAAAGACUGGCAAGGGAGGAAUGUCUGGAGGUCGUAGCCGGCUGCACCUUCUGGACCUAGGCAGUUGUGAUGCGCGAGUGCUGGAAGGAGGAGGAGGAGGUGGAGGAGGAAAGACCAGGGAGAACAUGGCUAGCCCCGCCCCGCUCUGCCUCUCAUUAUCUGCUUUGGGCAACGUCAUCCUGGCACUAGUCAAUGGCAGCAAGCACAUCCCAUACAAGGACAGCAAGCUCACCAUGUUGCUAAGAGAGUCGCUAGGCAACAUGAACUGCCGGACCACCAUGAUUGCUCACAUCUCUGCCUCACCCAGAGACUUCUCAGAAACGCUCUCCACCAUCCAGAUUGCAUCCCGUGUCCUCCGCAUGAAAAAGAAGAAAACCAAAGUCUCUGUGCAGUACACAUCCAGUUCAUCUGGAGGAGAGAGCUCAUGUGAAGAGGGCCGUAUGCGGCGGCCCACUCACCUGCGGGCCUUCCAUCAACGUGGAGAUACAGACACGGACUUGCCCUUGCUCCGCCUCUCCAGUGACCAGGACGAGUACUCUAGUAGCGAACAGUCCUGCGAUACGGUGAUCUAUGUCGGUCCAAACGGGGCUGCUGUAUCAGACAGAGAACUGACUGACAAUGAAGGACCACCUGAAUUUGUGCCAAUUAUUCCAGCUUUGCUUCGUGGUAAGACAUUGGAGCAGCAAAACCAGACAGCAGGAGUAGCCAAUAAGUCAGAGAGUCAGGACCAGCCUAGUGCCCCAUCCCACCCACAGUGUGGCCAGUCACUGCUGGGUCAGCCUCUGCCCCCUGUCCCAGAGGAGGGAGCUGAGUGUCUCAAGUGUAACACAUUUGCAGAGCUGCAAGAGAGACUGGACUGCAUUGAUGGCAGUGAGGAGGUGGCGAAGUUUCCCUUUGAAGAAGUUCCUGUGAACAGACAAGGAGUAAAAUAUGAAGCAUGUCCCCCUUCUGCUGUCCCAAACCCCACACUGUCUGCUCCUCGCACAGAUACUGAUGGCUCUAAGAGAAGGACUAAUGACCAGCAGUUGCAGGACAUAAAGGAGGUGGUGGAGGAGGCAGAGCUAGCUCAAACCAUGAUCCACAACCUGACACAGAGGUCCGGAUCCCCCAUUGUCACCUGCACCAGGAGUGUGCCCGGCAGCAGCAGCAGCACCUCUAACCCUCUACUCAGAGCCAAGAGCGCCCAGCUACAUGACAGUAGAGAAAGUCUAAAUGGAGGAAGUAAUGGAGAAGGAAAGACCCGCACACUGGGAUCACCACGCCUGGGCAUUGCCAGUCUCACCAAAACUGCAGAAUACAGACCCCCGUCAUCUCCGUCUCAGCGCUGUAAAGUGUACACACAGAAGUGUGUUAUGCCCACAACCCCCCCUCUGUCCUCCAACACUCUGGCUCAGGAUGGACAGGCCACAGAGGCACAGGCCUCAGACAACAGCUUGGCUGCAGAUAGUGGUCGCUCGUCCACAGACUCUGUGUUGUCCAGGACUUCUCCUGUUGGCAUGAGUCCACAAGUGAAAGAGACAGCUCCGUCUCUGUCAGCCAGUCUGGGCUCAGCAGAGACACUGUGUGACGAUGAUGUACCCCCAAUACCUCUAGACAUGCACAAAGAUGGCUCAAGUCCAACAGCCGAUACCCAGAUGCAUAAUAAGAAUGGACUGGGACACCCUGAUAGUGAGGCGUGCCUUGCUGUUACAACAAUUACAGACAUACAGAAACAUGGGCCAAGCAGCAUCAUCAGCUUCACCAGCGACGGUGACUCUCUCACUGGAACAGUUUCCCAAGAGGUCAAUGGGGCUGUGCAGGAGUACCAUGUUCCCUUCACUACCUCAGGGGUAACAGACGUUGUGGCCAUGGCAGAGGUUGCCAUGGCAAAGUUACGUGUUGAAGGUGAGGCCUUGGCCACAGUUAUGUCCAGUUGUGCUUCUCCAAUGUCUUCAUGGAUGAGUGAUCUGAGCAUGUGCAGUGAGGCUGACCAGUCUCUCCACAGCUUCAGCCAAUCUCAGAGUCAGCAGGGAGAAGCCAUGGCUGAAACUGAACAGAAUGUGUCACUUGGAUCAAAAGAAUUAGAGCAGACAGAAAAUGAAAGUAAUAAACAAACAUUAACCAAAAACAAGCUACGUAAGUUGCCUCCACCAAUGACUAAAACUACGAUCCAAACUCUAGUCGGACCAUUUAAAGCUACCAUUAGCGUUCACCCGUGUGUAGCUGUAAAACCAAUGGUAAUAAAAGAGCCCUCAGUCCUCUCCUCACCAGUCAAAGGCAGUCUAAUUAAAGAACCCAUCAAAUGCAGCACACCACUCAGCGGCUCUGUGUCCAGUGAGAUGAGCUUUGAAGAUCCCUGGUUAAAACGUGGCUUUGAAGAAGGCACGAUCCCCGAGCUUGUCUGUGAAGUGAAGCCUGAAAAGAGGGAAGCAGAACAUUCUAAGUUAACCAGAGUCCAGGGCAAGAGCGAGGGGCAGAGUUUAGAUGGUAAGUAUGGAUGCAUGUAUGGACUGUGUGGUCACCAGAACACCUUUGGGAGUGAUGUUGUGUUGUCUCCAGAUUCCAUUAAACGAGUAGGGGAUGGUUGUGAGAUUAUGGCAGUUGUUGCUCAGGGUGACUGCCUCACCACUGUCUACAACCCAGACAUUCACCAGACGGCCAGUCUGCCACGUGGAUGGCACCGCAUCAACCGCCAUGAUGGGUUAGACUACUCUGAGUACAGAAAUCUCAAUGUAACUUCCUCAACUCCCUGCAGCCCACGUGCAACACUUGACAGGCGGGGGUCCAAUGGAAAAAUUGGCUUUUUCUCACAGAAAAGAGGCGGAAUCCCUCCUUUGCCGCCAGUACGCAAAUCCAGUUUAGAUCAGAGGAACCGAGCAGCCAGCCCCCUCCACCAGCCUGGGGCCACUCUCCAGGAUGAAGCGUGUAUUUCUGCUGGUGUCACAAGGCAGCGUGGUGCAAGCAUCGACAGCAGCAGACUCUUCAGUGCCAAACUGGAACAGCUCGCCACAAGGACCAACUCUCUGGGCCGCACUGGCUCCUAUACUGGCUCGUACCAUUACGACUGCUUCUCCCUGGAGAGGGGGGAGAGCCUCCGAACAGGAGCCAGAGGGGACAAUGCUAUGCCUCGAACGGGCCGCAGUCUCAUCCGCACUGGAUCACUGUCCUCCACAGGUACCACCAGCCCAAGUUUUACUCCCAUCCUGGGCCCAAGCAGUGCUCCACAAUCACCAGCUAAAACCAGUAGCCAGUCAAAAAUCUCUGCUGUCAGUAAGCUGCUCAUGACCAGCCCCAAAGGCCGCAGUCUGUCUGCUUCAAGCACAAAAACAUUGAGUUUCUCCACAAAGUCUUUAAGCACUUCUAACAGUCGCAGCUCAAGCCUUCCACCCAAUGGAAAGUCUCCAAAUCCAUCAGUGCCAGGGUCUGUUCAACAGCAGGGUCCCACCCUUGGGUCCUGGUCCACACAAUCUUUGAGCCGCAGUCGAGGGGGAGGUCUGGCUGCUAAACUGCCCCUCAGAGCGGUCAACGGGCGCAUCUCCGAGCUGCUCCAGGGCAGUGCAGGCUCCAGGGCCAGGGCACAGACCCAAGGAGGAGGCUCCGAACUUGCUGAGGACAAGAACACUGCUGGGGCAAAUUCUAGUGGAACAACAGUGAGUGCUGGCCCAGUAGAGGAGAGACCUUCUGGGAUUCAAACCUUACCCUCUCCGUACAGCAAGAUCACAGCUCCCAGAAAACCACACCGGUGCAGCAGUGGCCAUGCCAGUGACAACAGUAGUGUGCUGAGUGGAGAACUGCCCCCGGCCAUGGGUAAGACGGCCCUGUUUUAUCAUAGUGGGGGCAGCAGUGGCUAUGAGAGCAUGCUCCGAGACAGCAGUGAGAACACAGGGAGCACCUCCUCUGCCCAGGAUUCUCUGAGCGACCACAGCACGGCCACCUCCUCUUCACGACGAAGCUCCAAAAGCAGCAAAAAGAGUCGCAGCAACACAGGACUCCAACGCAGGCGUCUGAUCCCAGCUCUCACCUUGGACUCGGCCUCUCUCUCCCCAUCGCACCGCUCGUCCAAGCAGGCCAUCACCUCCUCUUCCUCUUCCUCCUCCAGCCCAGGUGCAUGCUGGGUAGAUGGACCACUGGGACCACCGGCCUCCACUAACCACCGCGUCCCAUCAGCUACUGCUGAGACCUUCGAGAUCAAGGUUUAUGAGAUAGAUGAUGUGGAGCGACUGCAGAAGAGGAAAGACAGAGGAGGCAGCAAGGAGGUGGUGUACGUGAGUGCCAAGCUGAAAAAGCUGGAAAACAGACAGCAGCGCAUCAGUGAGGUCAGAGCCAAGUACCAGUGUCUGAAGAAAGAGCUGGAGCAAACUAAACAACACUUGAUGCUCGAGCCACACAAAUGGACCACGGAGUUUGAGCUGCAGCAGGUCUAUGAGGUGGACUCAUUAGAGUAUCUACAAGCACUCGAGAUCAUAACAGACCGGCUGGAGACCAGAGUCAACUUCUGCAAAGCACAUCUCAUGAUGAUCACAUGCUUUGAUGUUUCAUCCAAGCACCGGUAGACCAGAGACAAACCCAAAAACUUAAUGACCCAUUCUAUCACACAAAGUGAUGGAUUCAGUGAUAUUUCCUUUUCAAGUGACCGUGGCCAUACACAUUCGUUCUGAUGUCUGGGAACAGUCCAUGAACAUUAUAUGAACAUUACAGCUACAAUGCAUUAUUCUUUGCUGGAAUUGAUUAGGAGACCAUCAAGGAACUAUUACAAAAAUGUGGGCUACAGUGUAAAGAACAAAAUUGCCAUUUUUGUCAGAACUUCAAAGCGACAAAAGGAGGACAGUUGAUCCAUCCUUUUGGAAGCCUGUUUUCUACAGUUUGUGAGGAAAUGUGGGUCCAGAGACACUAAGACAUUUCUUUUGUUGCUGCAAACA